AUCAAUGUUUUUCAAACUUAUAAAAGAGCCCCUUCCUCAAGCAAUCCAAUUUGCUCCUCCUCUUCUAUCUGAGAUUCUAAUAAUUGAAGCCAAUACAAGCUUCAAAGCAAGAUAAGAGAGAAGAGGGAGAGAGGGAGAAACCAAUGGAGGUGGUGAUGCCAAUAUCACCCUCCCAUGACUUCUACUUCCCUUCAAAUUCUCUCUACACAAGUGCGCCGGCGAGCCCGAAGCCCUUCGGUAACCCGUCGGAGCACUACUACUUCCUAAGCGCCCCCGCGAGCCCCCGCGGAUCCUCCUUCAACUGGGAGAAGAAGCCCGAAGCCGAUGCCUUCGACUUUGCUUUCGAAUUCUCCGGAGAGGUCGAGGGGGAGGCCCCCGCGGCUGCCGACGAGCUCUUCGAGGGGGGCAAGAUUCGCCCGUUGAAUUCUUCUCUACGACAAUCGUCUACGAAGAGUAGCGACGGAUGUGAGUCACAACAAGGGCGAGGAAAAGGGAUGGUUGCUGAUGCUAUCCAAAAGAUCAAUCUGCUAGGAAACAGCUCAGAAACAGCCUCGGCAGGUGAGAGAGGGAGAGGGAGAGCGCCCGCCUCGACCGCCGAGGGCUAUUCAAGAGGCCGGAGGGCGGCGCGGUCCCUCUCUCCGUUGAGAGGAGGCGACGGGGAGUUCGAGAGGUCGCAAAACUCCGCCGCCCCUUCCUCGGCCUCUUUGAUAAGAGGUUGUGGGAGUAAGAAGUGGAGUCUCAAGGACUUCUUCCUCUUCCGAAGCGCGUCCGAUGGGCGCGUGAUCGGAAGAGGAAGCAAAGAUCCCCUACGCAAGUAUACUUUACUUCCUUCUUCCUCCUCCUCCUCUUCCUCUUCGUCGUCGUCAUUUACGUCGCCAUCGAAAGUAAAAAAGAACAACGAAACCGGCGCUAUGACGUCGAAAGGUGGGAAAGGCUCGAUGGCCGCCGUGCAUGAGACGCAUUACACCGCGAACCGAGCGGCGUCGGAGGAGAUGAAGAAGAAGACGCCGCUGCCCUUCCACCGGAACAGCCUCUUCGGCUAUCUGAGGUUCAAUCCGGCGAUAAACAGCAUCGGCCGGAGGCUCAACAGCUACACCCUUUCCCGCGGCCGAUCCUAACUUUCUUGAUCUAAUUCCCUUUUGGAUGUUUGAUUGUGCAAGUAUGAAAAAUCAUUCAUUUUUUCGUUUAAUUUAAUAGCAUGUAAAACAAUUAUCAUACAGUUAAAUCCUCUCUAUGAAUCAGAGAAUGCGUGUUCGUAGUUUCAUACGUACUAAUAGAAACUGAAGAGUCUGAUCGAUUGGUUUUAUUGUUUCGUUUGUUGCAGUUGUGUUACAGAUACUGUUCUUAUUUGUAUUAAUUGGCAAAGCAAGGAGGAAAGCAUUGUGCAAAUAUUUACCUUGA
Messenger RNA from Ananas comosus (pineapple), 1401 nucleotides. RefSeq lists its product as uncharacterized. Lineage: Eukaryota; Viridiplantae; Streptophyta; Magnoliopsida; Poales; Bromeliaceae. The record is from RefSeq and is a predicted model, not a curated record. The coding region runs from base 144 to 1118 and encodes 324 amino acids. The transcript has a single exon.